Molecule: messenger RNA, 2262 nt
Organism: Papilio machaon (common yellow swallowtail)
Lineage: Eukaryota; Metazoa; Arthropoda; Insecta; Lepidoptera; Papilionidae
Gene: Edem1
Product: ER degradation-enhancing alpha-mannosidase-like protein 2
Exons: 8
Coding region: 61-2262 (733 amino acids)
Biological process (GO): endoplasmic reticulum mannose trimming; carbohydrate metabolic process; mannose trimming involved in glycoprotein ERAD pathway
Cellular component (GO): endoplasmic reticulum; membrane
Molecular function (GO): calcium ion binding; mannosyl-oligosaccharide 1,2-alpha-mannosidase activity
Source: RefSeq, a predicted model, not a curated record
CAAAUAUCUAGGGAAAUAUAAAAGCAAAAAUUGCUAGAGGAUUUAGAAAGAAAAAACACAAUGAAUAUUCGAAGGAUGGAAACAGUAAUUUUCCCUCUACUUGUUAUUUUGUGUUACAUUUGUAAUCCGUGUUUGUCAAUAAGAAAAUACAGCAAGGAAGAUGUUAUAAAACUUCGAGAAGAAGUUCGGGAAAUGUUUCAACACGCGUACGAUAGUUACCUACGUUACGCGUAUCCCUAUGAUGAGUUAAGGCCUCUCAGUUGUGAUGGAGUGGAUACCUGGGGUAGCUACUCUCUUACAUUAAUCGAUGCACUUGAUACACUCGCUAUAAUGGGUAACUAUACAGAAUUCAACAGAGUUGUAGAUGUAGUCCUACAAAAACAAAACUUUGACACUGAUAUCAAUGUUUCUGUCUUUGAAACAAAUAUUAGAAUUAUUGGAGGAUUAUUGAGCGCUCAUCUAUUAUCUCAUAAAACUGGAUUAAAGUUAGAACCAGGCUGGCCUUGUAAUGGUCCCCUGUUGCGUCUUGCUGAAGAUGUAGCUCAAAGACUUAUAGCAGCAUUUGAUACAACAACUGGCAUGCCAUAUGGCACCAUUAAUUUGAGGUCAGGAGUACCUCCGGGAGAAACCAGUGUCACUUGUACUGCAGGAGUUGGCACAUUUAUUAUUGAAUUUGGCACACUAAGUAGACUUACGGGUGAUCCACUCUAUGAAGAGGUGGCCUACAAUGCUUUAAAAGCACUAUACCACCACAGAUCACCUAUAGGCCUGCUCGGCAAUCACAUAGAUGUCAUGACAGGAAGGUGGACUGCACAAGAUGCUGGUAUAGGAGGAGGUGUUGAUUCCUACUUUGAAUACUUAGUUAAAGGUGCAAUACUAUUGGAAAAGCCUGAACUAAUGUCAAUGUUUAAAGAAGCGCGGCAAGUAAUUGACAAGUACCUGAAGAAGGAUGACUGGUUUGUGUGGGCGACGAUGUUACGAGGUCAUGUCACUCUGCCUGUCUUCCAGUCACUUGAAUCUUACUGGCCGGGUGUACUUACUUUAAUUGGUGAAACAGAUACUGCUAUGCGUAUAAUACACAACUAUCAUAGUGUGUGGAAACAGUACGGUUUUACACCUGAAGUAUAUAAUUUAGGCACAGGGGAAGCAUCAACUUCUCGGGAGAGUUAUCCGUUGCGACCUGAGCUGAUAGAAUCCAUUAUGUACUUGUAUAGAGAGACCAGAGAUCCCAUUCUACUUCAGAUGGGCGAAGAUAUAUUGAGAAGUAUACAACAUAGUGCCAGAACUCCUUGCGGUUAUGCUACGAUUAAAGAUGUAAGAGAUCAUCGUAAAGAAGAUAGGAUGGAAUCAUUCUUUUUAGCGGAGACAACUAAAUAUUUAUAUUUACUUUUUGAUCCUGACAACUUCAUACACAACCCGGGAGUUCACGGCACUGUUAUAAAUACACCGAAUGGUGAAUGUAUUGUUGAUGUCGGAGGAUAUAUUUUCAAUACUGAAGCACAUCCCAUAGAUCCAACCAUGCUUUAUUGCUGUCAUGAAGCCAGGCAAGGUAUAAAUAUAAGCGAAGUACACAGAAUAUAUCAAAUAUUAGAAGAGGAAGAUAAUAUUCAGUUUAUGACAAUUAUUGAUGCAUCUCUUAAUGUCAGUACAUCUAAUGAAAGUGUCAGUGAAGUUGCAAAUAAUUACACAGUUGAAAAUGUUUCAAAUGUAACCUUAGUUGAAGAAAAGAACGAAAAGAAAGAAGUAGAAAAAGAGGAACUGAUUAAAACGGAAACAAGGACAGGCUAUGUUAAUAUAGAUGGCACAGAAAGAGAGAAGACUAUAAAUGAAACAACUCUAAGCGAUAUCGUCAAAGACAGAAUCAAUAGUUACUACGAAAAGGCUAAUGUUAAAGGUGAACAAGGAACAAUAGAAGAAGACGAAGUGAAACCUAAAAAAUCUGCAGAAAAAGUCAACAUUGAUGAUAUAAUAGUUGUUCCAAAAUAUAACGAGAACGAUAAUUUACAAUUGCCGAGUACGACAAAGGCUAAGGAAGCUAUAAAAAUAUUACCAAAAGUAAUUCAAGAUUAUUUGAAUAACGAUUGGAAGAGGAAACCCAAGUGCGAGCCGCAGUACAUGCUGGAGAGAAUCCGCAAAGAAAAAUUGUACCCGGAUCAUCCUGAUGUAGAUAAAUAUGAAUUAUUGUUGACGCCGGCGCCUUCUUUUCUACAAAGAAUAUCUUUAGCCGGAGAAUUCCUUAACAAGAAACAAUUAGAAUUAUAA